AUGAUCAUAGACGACAGGAAAGAAAACAAAGCGGAGCGACAGCUGCCAGUUAAAGACACCAGUGUCAAGCUGGCAGGCCAGGACAAAGAUCCAGAGGUCCAGCAUGUGGUCAAGCCCCAGGAAAAACAAGUGAAUGGUGACGGCCUCUUAAACUCCCCAACCAAUGACAAAAUGGUGCGGGCCGAGCUGGACUGGACGGUUCCCAUGUGUGUGCACCUGCCCAUUGAAGUUCUGAACCCUGACCAGGUGUUUCCCUUCCUGAACACCACACUCGCUGACCUGGGCAUCGAAGAAUCAGCAGUGAAGGAGCGUGUGGUGUGGGUGGACACUAAACGCACCCGGGUGAAGGGGAAGUCUGGGAAGCUGAAGGAGAAGGAGGUGACCGUUCUGGAAGUGCGUGUGAAAGCGCAGCUCCCUGGAGAGCGUCAGUGUCAGGAGGUUCUCUACAGCACCGAGUCCCACACCGAUCGCUCCUUCUGCAGAAGCGGGGUGGACAUCGUCCCGUGGAGACACACCCCCCCAGCUGAAAAUGAUCUCCAGCCAGUGGAGAUGACUCUGGCUUUGGACACAGUGUCAGAGUCCAAGUCCAAAUGGCAGAAGACAGAAGAAAAACGAGAUUUGCCAAGCGAGGAGUGA
Molecule: messenger RNA, 636 nt
Organism: Sinocyclocheilus grahami
Lineage: Eukaryota; Metazoa; Chordata; Actinopteri; Cypriniformes; Cyprinidae
Exons: 3
Coding region: 1-636 (211 amino acids)
Source: RefSeq, a predicted model, not a curated record